AUGGAAGGAUAUAAAAAAAAUGUAGAGAGCAGGACAGUGAUUGGAAUUGGAACAGGAACUACUAUAGAAAGGUAUAUAGGGGUUCUAGAUAGGGAAGUGGUGUAUGUUCCCUCAAGCAUCCAAACAGCACUGAAGCUUAGAGAAAAGGGCUUGAUAGUAUCAAGCCCCCUGGGUCAUGAGUCCCUGGAUCUGUACAUAGACGGUGCAGACUACUUUGACAAAUGUGGAAAUCUGAUUAAAGGAGGGGGAGGAGCACUUACUACCGAAAAGCUACUUUAUUCCAUGGCCAAAGAUAUCAUUAUAAUAGUUCAAAGGCAUAAGUAUAGAGAAACAUUUGAAGGAUGUCUUGUUCCUAUUGAAAUCUCCUCUAUUUCCCUGAUGAAGUUCCUUUCGAUUCUUCAAGAGUAUAAGUUGAAGCAUUUCUUAAGAGAAACCACAGGGAAGGCAGGACCAUUAAUCAGCGACUUAGGAAAUUGUAUAGUUGAUGUGGAAUACAACGCCGACUUUAUAUCGGAAUGCAAGAGCAUCUGUGGGGUCAUAGAGCAUGGACUGUUUGAGGCAAAUGGAUAUACCACGAUUAUCGAGGAGAACUUGGGAUAG
Encephalitozoon intestinalis ATCC 50506 is the source of this 600-nucleotide messenger RNA. Its product is annotated as ribose 5-phosphate isomerase. The record is from RefSeq and is a predicted model, not a curated record. Bases 1 to 600 code for a protein of 199 amino acids. NCBI's taxonomy places the organism in Eukaryota, Fungi, Microsporidia, Unikaryonidae. Gene Ontology annotation, biological process: D-ribose metabolic process; pentose-phosphate shunt, non-oxidative branch. The transcript has a single exon. Gene Ontology annotation, molecular function: ribose-5-phosphate isomerase activity. Gene Ontology annotation, cellular component: cytosol.